AUGGCGUCCAGCGAGGAGGACGGCGGCGCGGCGUCUGAAGAGAAGGAAAGCAACAACGCCAAACGCGGCAAAGGCACGGUGGCCACCGCCUGGCUCACCUUCUACAACAUCGCCAUGACGGCCGGCUGGUUGGUCCUGGCCAUGACGAUGAUGCGCUUCUACAUGCAGAAAGGAACACACAAGGGCCUCUACAGAAGUAUAGCCAGGACGCUCAAGUUCUUCCAGACGUUUGCGUUAGUCGAGGUGGGACACUGCGCUGUUGGCUUGGUUCGGACGUCUGUGAUCGUCACUGGGGUGCAAGUCAGCUCGCGUAUCUUCAUGGUGUGGUUUGUCACCAACAGCAUCCGACAGAUCCAAAACGAACAAAGCGUUAUACUCUUCCUGGUAGUAUGGACGCUGACUGAAAUCACCAGAUAUUCCUACUACACUUUCAACCUACUCCACCACCUGCCGUACUUCAUCAAGUGGGCCAGAUACACUUUGUUCAUCGUACUGUAUCCGCUGGGCGUGUUGGGCGAGCUGCUGACCAUUUACUCUGCGCUGCCUUUUGUUCGUCGCUCGGGCAUGUACUCCAUGAGGCUCCCCAAUAAGUACAACGUGUCCUUCGACUACUACUACUGCCUGGUGAUCAUCAUGCUGUCUUACAUCCCAUUGUUCCCUCAGCUAUUCUUCCACAUGCUACGGCAGAGAAGAAGGGUGCUCCACGGCGAGGUCAUCGUGGAGAAGGAUGACUAG
Nerophis lumbriciformis (worm pipefish) is the source of this 735-nucleotide messenger RNA. NCBI's taxonomy places the organism in Eukaryota, Metazoa, Chordata, Actinopteri, Syngnathiformes, Syngnathidae. The record is from RefSeq and is a predicted model, not a curated record.